GGUGUACCCGACGUAUGACGGAUGGCAAGUCGCGGCGGCCCGGCUGCGCUGCUCCUCGCAUGGCCCCAGUACCUGGUACACACAUGAACUGCCCCGGCCGACCUUGCGUCGCCACCAACGGAGCUUCCUCCACCACGUCAACUCCUCCACUUCCAAACACGGUGCGGUCAUCUGUCGCCAGGUAUCAGGUUUCCUCGUCUCCAAACGACUGCUCGCAUUCCCUGGCCUUGAGACUGAGUGCCUGCCUGCGAGGAAGUGAACUGACCGAAACGACCUCGACUUUGGGACCUGGCCCGUGGCUAUCGCAAGCUCACCGAACCUCGCGCCACGCCUAGCUACCCUACCGGCCAUGUUUCGCACAGCAGCAACAGGGCCUUUUGACGAGGCCGUCGGCAAGGCGACCGACGAGAACCUCACGUCCGAGGACUGGGGCGCCAUCAUCGAGGUGUGCGACAAGGUAUCCGGCGAUCAAAAUGGCCCCAAGGAGGCCGUCCAGAGCAUGAUAAAACGGCUUGCGCACCGCAACGCCAACGUGCAGCUCUACACGCUUGAGCUCGCCCAUGCCUUGUGCCAAAACUGCGGCAAGCCUAUGCACCGCGAAGUAUCGAGCCGUGCUUUCACCGAUGCCCUGCUGAAGCUCGCCAACGACCGCAAUACCCACGCCCAGGUCAAGGCCAAGAUCCUUGAGAAGAUGAAGGACUGGAGCGACAUGUUCAGCAAGGACUCCGAGCUGGGCAUCAUGUACGACGCGUACUACAGGCUAAAGCAAAGCAACCCGACACUGCAGCCUCCGAGCGCCCCUCAGAAGCAAGGCUUGACCCAGUCGGACCGUCAGAAGGAGGAGGACGAGCUGCAGAUGGCCUUGAAGUUGAGCCUGCAGGAGGAGGAGCGCAAGAAGGCAGCACCGGCCGGCUCCAGCUCCCAGCCUGGACCGAGCGGCCAGCAAGACGCGAGCCCCGCGCCCCCAGUAUCGUCCGGCACCACAGCGGCGACUGUCAGCCGAGUGCGUGCGCUAUACGACUUUGUCCCCUCCGAGGCCGGCGAGUUGGAGUUUAAGAAGGGCGACGUCAUUGCCGUCCUUGAGAGCGUGUACAAGGACUGGUGGCGAGGAUCUCUUAAGGGGAAAACGGGCAUAUUUCCCCUCAACUAUGUCGAGAAGCUGACGGACCCAACGCCGGAUGAGUUGCAGCGCGAGGCACAGAUGGAGGCUGAGGUGUUUGCGGAGAUCAAGAAUGUGGAAAAGCUCUUAACGCUACUGAGCGCUUCCAACACGGGGCCUCGAGAGGAGGACAAUGAGGAGAUCUCGAAGCUAUAUCACCAGACUUUGGCGAUUCGACCUAAGCUCAUCAAGCUCAUUGAAAAGUACUCGCAAAAGAAGGACGACUUCACUCAAUUAAAUGAAAAGUUCAUCAAAGCUCGGAGAGACUACGAAGCUCUUCUUGAGUCGUCCAUGGCUCAUCCUCCCCAGCACAACUAUCACCAGUACGCCAUGCGCCCCGCGCCUCCUGGCCAGGGCUACGGCUCAGGCGGCGCCGGUUAUCCUGCCCAAGGACAGCCACCUCAGGACCCCCAGGGCUUCUACGGCCAAGGCCCAGUUGGUGAUCACCAGCAGCAGCCGCCGUUCCACCAGACUACUUCUCCACCACCCAACUUUCAGCCUCCAGGUCAACCGCAGGGCAGCACACCAGUCCCCUUCUACGUCGCUGGCUCUGAGGUCCCGUCGCAACCCCAAGGAGGAGCAUCCCAGCAAUAUCCCCCAAGGGACCAUUCCCCACGGCUGAACUCCCAUGGCAAACAACCCACCUCCCCGCCGCCUCAAACUUAUACCCCCUAUUCCCAGCCCGCUGCUCAGAGCCAGUCGACCCCGUACACCCAUGCGGCCCCCAGUCAGCAACGCCCUCAGAGCACCUACGGCGCUCAGGAGCUGGCGACGUCAGUCUACGACUCGCCCAUCCCGCCUCACAAUCCUGGUUUCGCUCCUCAGCAUCCCGGUCCGGGAUACUCGCAGGAAGACCUCCACGCGCACAACGUUCCCGCACCGAGCAACCCCUACUCGCACCAGCCCCCGCAGCAACAGUACCAGAGCUACAGCCCCCCCGAUCAGGCACCCCCGCCAGUUCCCGCAGGACAGGCUCCUCAGGCUCCCAUCAGCUCGUCCAUGUCUCCCCCGCCACUCCAGCCCCACGGCUCCGCCUACGAUGCGCGCCACGGGCUGCCCAGCCAGGGUGUCGGCAGCGGCGGCGAUCAGCCGCAGUACAAGCCCUACGUUCCGCCGGGUGACGGUCCCAGCGCCCCGAACCCAAGUGACUACUACCGCUAGGCCCAUGUCGUUGGGGGGUUGAGGACCCGUGGGCAAGUAUGUGCAGGUUAGAAAGACUGCCAAGCGGCCUGGGUACAGGGAUGGCGCAUUUGUCUACUGCAGAUAGCGUAAUGUUGUCGGGUUCACUUCGCGAAGCCAGCUUGGGGGUUCUCGGUGUCGGAUGCCGUUGAAUGCUUAACGUGUACACAAGAACAAUCUUGGUGCCAGACAUGCCAGCGGAGACCAGCUUCUAUCGUUGCCGUAUGUUGUUCUAAUGCCACAAGCCAUCUACAUCCAUUCGUUGCAAAACUCUCC
This is a messenger RNA of Purpureocillium takamizusanense, 2614 nucleotides long. It is a transcript of the gene HSE1, whose product is annotated as ESCRT-0 subunit protein hse1. Lineage: Eukaryota; Fungi; Ascomycota; Sordariomycetes; Hypocreales; Ophiocordycipitaceae. Bases 350 to 2320 code for a protein of 656 amino acids. The record is from RefSeq and is a predicted model, not a curated record. Gene Ontology annotation, molecular function: phosphatidylinositol binding; ubiquitin binding. The transcript has 6 exons. Gene Ontology annotation, cellular component: ESCRT-0 complex. Gene Ontology annotation, biological process: protein transport to vacuole involved in ubiquitin-dependent protein catabolic process via the multivesicular body sorting pathway.